CACUCACUCUAGCCUAGGCAAGAAAGCGAGACUCUGUCUCAAAAAAAAAAAAAAAAGUGAAGAAUGGUCAAGUUGACACCUUAGUUUCAUACUGGAGCACCUGGGAAAAUGUUGGAAAAAAAGACAUUUCAUGGGGAAAAUGUAUUUGAUUUUGUAUGUGCUGUGGUUGAAGUCUCUACUGGGUAUCCAGAUAUAAGGAAGAUAUGUCACUAGCAGGCAAAUUGUAGAUGGAAAAGAAAGCUCAGGAGUGAGUUCAGAGCUAGGCAGAGAAAUUAUUUGUAUUGAGGGAAUAAUUGAUGCCAUAUCAUCAUUUCUUCUUUCUGGGUACUUCACUGUUUUGCAUAUGCAUAGCCUCAAUGUAUUUGAGUAAUACAUGACAGCUUUUAUCCAGAUAGCUGUUGUGUGCCUUUUAACUAUGCAGUCACAGUAAGAGAGGGCAUUUUAGGACUCAGGAACCCAGCCUCAAGCAGUGCAACAUUGUUGGUGGGAAAACACUGACUCUUUAAGAAAGCUGUUUUAGUUUUAUUAGCAGAAAGUGAGUAAAGUUAUAUACUUCCUAUCUGCUAGCUGUUCAUAAGCCUUUUGUAUACACUGUUUUUAUUUUUCAACAACCCUGUGAAAUAAGGAGUAUUGUACUCAUUUUACAAUGAUGAAACAAAGGCUAAGAGAAGCUAAGUAAUGUUAGAGCAAGAAUUUAGGGUGUUCCUUCAAUGAUAUAGGUCUUUUUCCUAUGCCACACUUUGCCAUGUUUUCUGGUAAGACCUGUCAAAUAUUGUUGUCAAGCUUUUGCCCAAAUAGGUUUUUGAGUUUCUUGCCUUUGUGUAAUAAGCACAGUGCUUCAGAUUUGAAAUGUUAUUCAUUGAAUUCUGGUUAUGGGUGGCCAUUUGUCUGCAAUAAGAAAGCAUGUGUAUAAAAUGAGUAAAAAGUGAAAGUUGGAAUCAGAUAUGUCUCCUCACAUGUGUAGACCUUCUGGAAUGCCAUCAAAUGCCAACAUUUAUUUUCUUUUACUCUGCUGGGUGUGUAGAAUUUUAUUUAGAAGGAUCAAUUGAAAAUUCAAAGAUACCCAGAGUAAAAGAUACUACUACUACCUAUUUUCAUAGCACCCCACUCCCAGUUAGCUGAAAAUUGUCAUUGUUGAUGACAUUCCCAGAAAAGCCAUAAUAUAGUCUCAGUUUGCAUUGUUUUAAAUAGGCAGAAACAAGAUUGUGUAUUCUAAGAUACAAAGGCUAAUUUGUAUCAUGAAACUUCCUGUAAUUUUCAAGCCUGAGUGAACUUGGUAAAGCUUUUCUGUCUUUUGUAUAUCUGUGUAUGGCUUCUCAGCAAGCUAGAAGCAAAAAAUCACGUUUCAAAACUAUAGGAUAGUGUCAAAUACAGGCACAAUAUAUUAAAUAUUUUUCUAUUCUAUGUGUGUACUGUUUCUGCAGUAUUCAGAAUUGGUGGUAUUUUAUUUUUCUCCUUGAAAAGCUGAUUUUAAAGUUUCUUAAUAUUAGCCACAAUCAUGAGAGAGAAAAUUAAUGGUGAAUUUUUAGCCUUCCAAGUUAUAACUUCUUGUGCAGCUCAAUUAUGGUUCUCAGUUGCCAUGCUCUGUUAAUACACUUCCUUUCUUUAAUAUUGCUCUUUGUUCAUUGGGAAAAUGCCACAAGAAAAUAGGAAUUUCCUCACACCAUUCCCCAUCUGGCAGUGUAUUUCGGUCUAAUUCCUGACAUUCUGUCCUGGUUACUACCCGUUCUUCUUGCUAGCUGUCUAAAUUCUGCUUAUCUGCUAAAAGGGGGAUUCCAGACAGACGAGGAAACAGCUUUCAAAUGCUGUACUGCAGGCAUACUAAGUCAUUCCCCCCACUGUGCAGUCUGGAAAUUGAGGAGCAUUUCUCUGGCUAUGCAUUCUAAUGAGUUGUUAAAGAUGUCAGAGUGUGCUUGUACAUGCAUUUUCUUUCCCCUCCCCCUUUCUUCCUUCUCUCAAGCCCCCUCUUCUCCCUGUUUCCCCUCCUACUUCUUUAUCCCCUCCCUCCGUGUCUCAGUUCUGCAGUACACAGGGCUGAAGCACAUUCCUGCUUUGCCAGGCUUUCUGUUAAGGAUGUAUUGUGGCUUUUGUUCGGAUUGCAGCAUACAGAAUUACAGCUAUUCAGAGGAGACUCAUUACAACUCCUGCUGAAGCUCCUAAUCUUCCUCCCUUCUCUUCUGCCCCUUUCCCCUACUCUUACUUGGCCUGAAGACGUUGUCCCCAGAGUUUGCCUUACUCCCCUGGUGCUAUGUGUAUGGUGAACCUGGCGCUAUGGCCGCAUCUGGGACUGGCCAGACAACUGCUGCUGGUUCUCCCUAUUCCAAGAAGGAUUUAAAGGGGAAUUGCACUGCAGGCAAUGCACCAGAGCAGCAGCAUCGGGAGCUUGGGGACUAAGGCUCCUCUGGCAUUAUUAUACACAUGCAAAGCUGACCGCAAUGACAGCAGCUGCUCCUUUGAACUGUUGGCAGCAGCCAAGCGGCAGCAUGAAGUGAGAGAUCAUUACUGGGCUCAAGAUGAACUCCACCUUGGAUGGUAAUCAGAGCAGCCACCCCUUUUGCCUCUUGGCAUUUGGCUAUUUGGAAACUGUCAAUUUUUGCCUUUUGGAAGUGCUGAUAAUUGUCUUUCUAACUGUAUUGAUUAUUUCUGGCAACAUCAUUGUGAUUUUUGUAUUUCACUGUGCACCUUUGUUGAACCAUCAUACUACAAGUUAUUUUAUCCAGACUAUGGCAUAUGCUGACCUUUUUGUUGGGGUAAGCUGCCUGGUCCCUUCUUUAUCACUCCUCCACUACCCUCUUCCAAUAGAGGAGUCCUUGACUUGCCAGAUAUUUGGUUUUAUAGUAUCAGUUCUGAAGAGUGUCUCCAUGGCCUCUCUGGCCUGUAUCAGCAUCGAUAGAUACAUUGCUAUUACCAGACCUUUAACCUAUAAUACCCUGGUUACGCCCUGGAGACUGCGCCUGUGCAUUUUCCUGGUUUGGCUGUAUUCAACCCUGGUCUUCCUGCCUUCCUUUUUCCACUGGGGCAAACCUGGAUAUCAUGGAGAUGUGUUUCAGUGGUGUGCGGAAUCCUGGCACACCGACCCCUAUUUCACCCUGUUCAUCGUGAUGAUGUUAUAUGCCCCAGCAGCCCUUACUGUCUGCUUCACCUAUUUCAACAUCUUCCGCAUCUGCCAACAGCACACAAAGGAAAUCAGCGAGAGGCAAGCCCGCUUCAGCAGCCAAAGUGGGGAAACCGGGGAGGUACAGGCCUGUCCCGAUAAGCGUUAUGCGAUGGUCUUGUUCCGAAUCACUAGUGUAUUUUACAUCCUCUGGUUGCCAUAUAUCAUCUACUUCUUGUUGGAGAGCUCCACUGGCCACAGCAACCGCUUCGCAUCCUUCUUAACCACCUGGCUGGCUAUUAGUAACAGCUUCUGCAACUGUGUCAUUUAUAGUCUCUCCAACAGCGUCUUCCAAAGGGGACUAAUGCGCCUUUCAGGGGCCAUGUGUACUUCUUGUGCAAGUCAGACCACAGCCAAGGACCCUUACACAGUUAGGAGCAAAAAAGGCCCUCUUAAUGGAUGUCAUGUCUGAAGUGGCUCAGAUAUUGGGUCACUUUGUGUGUGGUUUUCUUUCUUCUUUUUUUAUCUCUUAGUGUUCCUAGCUCACUAGGAAAUCUGGGACAGAAUAAUUUGACUCUAAGCAAUAGCAAACAAAUGAUCCAUCCAAAUACCUUCUAAGUUUACAGAAAUGAUUUUUAAAAGUGCUUUUCAAUCAGAAAAAUCAAGAUCAUGAAGAUAAAUUAGUCUUGGUUCCAACUUUUGAAAUGUUAUGGAAAUGACUACAGUUCUCAGAAUUAAAAUGAAUAAAGCCAUAUCUAACACCUCUCUCCAGCUGGCAAGAUGGAACCUGAGUGUGAAAAGCGUCAGCAUUUUAAAAAGUCAUCAUUUUCUUGUCACUUUCAGAGUUUUUUCCAGCUAUUUGAGCUUCAUGUGCAAUUGAUUUUUUUCAACAGGAAUAUUGAAAUAUCGUGAUGAAUUAACAGGUUUUAAAAAAAAUUUUUAUGUAUGCCAAAGUAUAACUAUACUCCAAGUUUCAACACUGUCAUUUUGAAAGCCAGAGGUUUUAUGUCUUAUUCUCUUGAGAUAAUUCUUUAAUAGGGUGAAUAAUGUGAAGAGUUAAACAUUAUUUUAGAAUUUUAUAAUGAGCCAUGAGGCAAAAAUGCAAUCAAAUCAUACAACUUAUGAAAAACUGAGCAAGUUUUUUUGCCAUGAUUCAGAGAUCUAAAGAUAAUGUGUACAUAGAAGUGGUCGUGCUACAGUAUUUUUACCCAUAUCUUUAUGUAUGUGUAUAUUGAGAAUAUUUGAAUUUAGAUUUCUUUUUUACAGCAAAAUGUGUUUCAACUAAAAAAUAAUUAAAUGAUAGGCUGAUGACUAUCAAUUUUGUAAUAGUGAAAAUAUAUGAAAAUAUGUCUUUAAUGUUUUCUGUUUUUAUCCAAAGACUUUUGAAAUACUAGAACAUCAGGGAGAUAAGUCGUAAGCAACUGAUUCAGAAAAUAAAUUGUAGUAUACUAAUUUAUUUUUAAAAUAGAAGGGAGUUAAGUGAGACAUUUUCUGUGUGGCUAGAUGGAAUCAACUAAUAUAGUAGCAAUUAGUUCUUUUUGAAAAGCAUUCAGUUAGUGUUAAGGAAUCCACAUUUGAAGAAGAGAAAGGGAAAUUGUAAUCUAAGUCUUUGUUAUUGCUGUUUGCUUUGUGGAAAAAAAUCCUUUGGCAUACUGUUAUUUAAUAAAUUUUUUUCUUUUUUGUUGUUGUUGCCAUAGUGCUAGCAGAAUCUAUAGGAUUUUUAUUACUGUUCUAUAGAAUUAUUAUUGAGAGUGGCCUGCGUUUGUAUGUAGUAGUGAUGUUUUGUUCGUAAAAGUGAUUAUCUUUAUAGCAAGAGAUUUAUUUUUCAAAAAGGACAAAAUUUCUGGCAGCUCCAGGCAUGAGAGUAUUUCCUCUACUUUUCUAGUGGUUUUAAUGUUUUAGAAAUCUACAGGGGACUUAUUUGAUCUCUGCCUUUGGCUAGACGUUGUAACCUGAAUAUGACAGUGGUGUUCAGUGAGAUGGAAGAUGGAAGAAACCCAAGGGACAUGGGUUAAAGUGGAUUUCUGAAUCCAAGAAAGGACAUGGAUAUUUAUAAAACAGGCAGAUAUGCUUUGGUUUUCCAUCAUGAUGUUAGAAACCCCACUCCCCUUUUUAAAUAAAGGGCAGUGUUCUUAUGAUUUUGGGUUUUAUAUUAUCAACUUGAUUUUAAUCUCAAAUGUGCUCUAUUUAAACUUUUUUUAUUUUAAGUGACCAAGUAUUAUAUAAACAUUCAAACUUCAGAUUCUGAGUUCUUUCCAAAAGCUUGCUUGCUCUUUAUAUUUAAUGUUAGCAAACUUGAUUCUAAGCUGUUUUAAAAUUUAGAACACAUACUUAAAUUGCAAGUUAUGAUAGAAUUGGAUUGUUAAAUUGCUAUUUCAAGUGGACAGCCUUUUCUCCUGGAUUCUGAAAAAUAAUUGUAUUGUACACAUUUCCCCUUUAUUUAAGUGGUAUAGAUCUUAAACAAUUUAUCAUUUUUCAUAUAUGUUAGAGAAUGUAACCUGUUCACAUUUGCAGUUUGCUUAUGAAUUUUUAUUUCAACAAGUAGGGGAAUCUUAAAGACUUAAUUUUUAUAUAAAAUUGAUGUUAAAUCAGUAAGUUUUCCCUUUUCAUUAAAUUUUUUUUUUCCAGUAGGGUUCCAUCUUGUGAGGAUGGAAAAGAGAAAAUAUCUUUUUAAAUUUUCUGAUAAUGGCUAAUCAAGCUGGUCUUUUAAUGACUGCAAAGACAGCUCUUUUUUUUUUGAGACAGAGUUUCACUUUACCCAGGUUGGAGUGCAGUAGCACGAUCAUAGCUCACU
This is a messenger RNA of Microcebus murinus (gray mouse lemur), 5888 nucleotides long. RefSeq names its product G protein-coupled receptor 21 (gene GPR21). NCBI's taxonomy places the organism in Eukaryota, Metazoa, Chordata, Mammalia, Primates, Cheirogaleidae. The record is from RefSeq and is a predicted model, not a curated record. Gene Ontology annotation, molecular function: G protein-coupled receptor activity. Gene Ontology annotation, cellular component: membrane. Gene Ontology annotation, biological process: G protein-coupled receptor signaling pathway.